AUACGCGCGUCCACAAAUCGCAAAAUGUGUAUAAAAAUGCGUGGGAGCGACGAAUUGGACAUCAGUUGAGUUCCCUCAGUGCAACAGUAGAGUCGCAGUUCGCGUUCGUGUCUUAAAUCUUUUGUUUCAAUUGAAAUCAAGCGUGAAAUCUUAGUAAUGAAGCCUGUGAUCUGUAUAUUGGCUUUCGCCCUCGCCACCGCCAACGCUGGCCUCUUGCCACACCACGGCCAUGACGCACACAUCGUCGAAGGUGCCCACCAUGUUGACAUUCCACAUGGCAGUGGCAUCCAUCUCGGCCACUCAUCCGCCAUUGUAAUCGACGCCGGCGGCGCUGCCCAACACAUCGAAUCGCAUCCCGUCUACCAUCAUGAUGACCACAAUGCGCAUGUCGAUGUACACCCAAUCGUACAUGACUCGCAUCAUCAUCAUGAUCUCCAUCACGAUGUGCAUCAUGAUGUGCACCAUGACAUCCACCACACCGCAGCCGCCGCCAAAAUUGUACACCACGAGCCAAUUCACCACGUCGAGCCAGUGCAUCAUGUCACCAAAGUCGUGCACCAUGAACCACACCACUUCUUGCACUAUGUCAAGCCUGUGAUCGAUCAUCAUGUCAUCCACCAGGACAAUCAUCAUGAUGAACAUUUCGUUGCACACGACUUGCAUCACGCUGAAGUGCACCAUGGUCCUGUGUUGCACCACCACGAACAUGUCGAUCAUCAUGCUCAUUUGGUGGAUCAUCAUCACCACCAUCACGCCGCUUUGGUCCACCAUGCCCCCGCUCACACACACGCCGCUGUGGUGCACAAGAUCUACCCUGGUGAUGCUCAUCAUGGCAACAUUUUGGCCUUCGCUCGUCACGCUCUCCACGGCAAAUAUGGCAAAGUGAAGAUCACCGAGAAACUUUACUAAUCGAUUUCAUAAUGAAAUUCAAUAAGAACAACAACAACCACCAAGAACUAAACUCAUCUAGCAACUAAAUCAACGCGAACCUAGCGAAAUAUGGUACAACGACCACAAAUCAUAGUUAAUUUAUUAAACGAAUUGAAAGUGCUGCUAAGGGCACACAUAGAAAACUCAUACAUGCGCGCACUCACUCAUACAUACAUACAUACAACCAUAUGUAUAUUUGCUAACCUCCAUUUGGCAUCCGUCGCACUCUACUAGCAUCAUUUACUUAGUCUAGUAAUGUAAUCUGUAUGAAAUUGUAAAUUUAGCUUAUUUUUUCUCCUCUCUUCCUCCUGAGAGUGUUGCCUACAUAAGAGGGCUUAACACUCGAACAACUCUAACUUUUUGUACAAAAUUUAAUAAAAUAAAAAAUUCGAAAAUAUAUGAUAGUGCCAAUGUAAA
Zeugodacus cucurbitae (melon fly) is the source of this 1347-nucleotide messenger RNA. RefSeq names its product histidine-rich glycoprotein. Lineage: Eukaryota; Metazoa; Arthropoda; Insecta; Diptera; Tephritidae. The record is from RefSeq and is a predicted model, not a curated record. Bases 157 to 909 code for a protein of 250 amino acids. The transcript is spliced from 2 exons.